AUGAAGCUGCUGUCAGUCCUCCUCCUGGUUUCUCUGCUGACCUGCUGUGCUCCUUUCAUCCUUCCGCUGGACUGCAGUGAUGUCUAUAACCAAGACACCAGUCGAACCAGCGGAGUGUACACCAUCUAUCCCAUUGGAGCCACAUCUGCUGUCCUGGUGUACUGUGACAUCGGCUCACAAGGACAGUGGACAGUGUUCCAGAGGAGGUUGGAUGGCUCGGUGAACUUCUACAGACCCUGGGAUCAGUACAAGACGGGCUUUGGUAAUGCUGCUGGAGAGUACUGGCUCGGUUUGGAAAAUGUCUUCUACCUGACGCAGAGAAAAAGGUACAAGCUGAUGGUCAACAUGGAGGAUUUCGAUGGAAACAAGGUGUUUGCUCAUUACUCCUCGUUCUCCAUCGAUGGAGAGUCUGGCGGCUACAAGCUGAAUGUGUCUGGAUUCACUGAUGGAGGGGCAGGAGAUGGACUAAGUUAUCAGAACGGACAGAAGUUUACUACAUUUGACAAAGACCAGGACAGUUGGCCAGGAAACUGUGCCAAAAGUUUCCAGGGAGCAUUCUGGUACAACAACUGUCACCAUGCAAACCCUAAUGGAGCUUAUCGCUGGGGAGCCGACAACACUUUUUAUGCUGUGGGAGUGGAGUGGGCAAGGUGGAAGGGUCAUAACUACUCCCUAAAGACCAUCAGCAUGAAGCUCAGUCCAGUGCAGUAA
This is a messenger RNA of Oreochromis niloticus (Nile tilapia), 711 nucleotides long. RefSeq names its product microfibril-associated glycoprotein 4. NCBI's taxonomy places the organism in Eukaryota, Metazoa, Chordata, Actinopteri, Cichliformes, Cichlidae. Bases 1 to 711 code for a protein of 236 amino acids. Gene Ontology annotation, biological process: blood coagulation. The record is from RefSeq and is a predicted model, not a curated record. The transcript is spliced from 6 exons.